GUUUAAACUAUGAGAAAUAGGUCCCAUAAACUGGCUAAGUUUUCAUUGGCUUAUUUUUGGAAUCAAUGUAGAAGUAGUUAACGCUGGUCGCGUCCAAUAAAGACCAAGUAACAUGGAACCAAGUGAUAGUGAAAAGUAGCAGGUUGGCAGGAGGGAUACUUAAAAAAAGGGGGAUUUAGGAUUGAAGUAGAUAUAGCUUUUGAGAUCACGGGUACAACAAAAAACACGUAUAGGUAGUUGAUAGUACAACAAAUCUUGGGAGUGCAGUAGAGGGAAUGCAUUGGAACCUUAAGGUGUAAGAGAAACCUAUAUUGGGAGGUGGAUGUAGUAGUAACUCCAGAUUUGUUUAAUUUGACAUCCAUCCCAACGAUCACAGUAGAAGAAGCAUGGGGCCAGCAAGGUUGGAACCUAAAUUUCAGAAGGUUGUAUGAUUGAGAGAUAUAGAGAGUUGUUGUAUUGUUCAAACAACUGGAGCUGUUUCAAGGGAUUACUUAUAACGAGGAUUCAUUGCUCUGGAAAGGCAAGAAUAACAAGUUGUUUACAGUUAAGUCUGCCUAUUUUAUUGUCUCGGGAAAUGAAGUCAAGAUAGCCAGUGGCCUACUAAGCAGAUUUGGAAGACUAAGAUUCCUUUCAAUGGGGGCUUGUUUUACUUGGUUGGUUGCCAAACAAGCCUGUCUCACUAAGGAAAAGUGAUGAGAAGGGGCAUUUAUAUGUGCUCUAGAGGCCACCUGUGUCAGACUGAAACAGAUCGCCAUAGUCAUUUACCCCUGCAUUGUGUGGUAGCACAUCGACUCUUUCAGCUGUUUCUUAGCAUGACUGGAUUUAAAUGGACCAUGGCUAAGACAACAAAGAAGCUGUUGAUUGCUGGAAUACUGUUAAGCAAAAGAGAUGGUGGAGAAUAAUACCAGCUUGUAUCUGGUGGAUAUGAUUGAAAAAAGGAAUGCAAGAUGUUUUGAAGAUAGAAGUAGCUCGGAGGUCGAGGUUCCUCUGAAUAAGCGGCUCGUACUGUCAUUCUUCCUUCUAGGAUUAACUGGUAUUUUUGGUUGCCAACUGUUGUUCCUUGUUGGUCUUGGCUUCACGAAUCCGACUUAUGCUGCUGCUUUGCAACCUGCAAUACCAGUCUUUACGUUCAUACUUGCUGUUCUCAUGGGUACGGAAACAGCGAAACUUCUUACUGUGGAAGGUCAGACGAAGGUUGGAGGUACUAUUGUUUGUGUUUCUGGGGCAAUUUUAAUGGCUAUUUCCCGUGGCCCAGUGGUGUUUGGAGACAGCACGGUGGACUUCACAGCACAAAUUGAGAUAAGUGCUAAGGUUCAACCAGAGCCUGCUGGAUGGCUAAUGUCUAGCUUUCUAGAGUUGGGAUUUGAUAAUUGGCACCUUGGCGUCUUAUGUUUAAUAGGAAACUGUAUGUGCAUGGCAGCAUACUUUGCUUUCCAGGCUCCAGUUUUGGAAAAAUACCCAGCAAACUUAUCAUUGACAGCACAUUCAUACCUUUUUGGUGUUCUAUUAAUGAUUGGGACGUCAUUUUUUGUGACCAAUGGAUCAACAGACUGGUAUUUGACACAAUCUGAACUUGUCGCUGUGUGCUAUGCUGGAAUUCUGGCAUCAGCCCUGAACUAUGGACUUAUGACAUGGUGCAAUAAGGUUCUUGGCCCUGCUUUAGUUGCUUUAUACAGUCCGCUCCAACCAGUAGCGUCAGCAAUUUUAUCUAGUGUUUUUCUUUGGAGCCCUAUUUAUCUGGAAGCAUUUUAGGAGGACUUCUCAUUAUAGCUGGACUUUAUUUAGUAACUUGGGCAUCUUACAGAGAGAAACAGGCAGCUAUGGGAACUAUAACUCAUGAUCCGCGGAUAACGGAUCCCCUAAUCCCAUAUCAGAUAGAAUACAUUUCCUUUGUUCCUUCUUCCUCAAUGCCAAAGACCAGUGAUUAGAUACUGCUACAAACACCAUUUGCAUGUCCAUUUUAUUCAUCCUCUUCAUGUUAAUAUGUAUAGUGCAGUUCAUUGCUAAGAACAAUGUCACUAUGUAUUGCAGUUUUAUCAAGUUCUUUUUCAGAAGUUAA
Messenger RNA from Solanum pennellii, 2059 nucleotides. Its product is annotated as WAT1-related protein At4g19185-like. Gene Ontology annotation, molecular function: transmembrane transporter activity. Bases 889 to 1752 code for a protein of 287 amino acids. The record is from RefSeq and is a predicted model, not a curated record. NCBI's taxonomy places the organism in Eukaryota, Viridiplantae, Streptophyta, Magnoliopsida, Solanales, Solanaceae. The transcript has 7 exons. Gene Ontology annotation, cellular component: plasma membrane.